Molecule: messenger RNA, 7113 nt
Organism: Haplochromis burtoni (Burton's mouthbrooder)
Lineage: Eukaryota; Metazoa; Chordata; Actinopteri; Cichliformes; Cichlidae
Exons: 6
Coding region: 1-1617 (538 amino acids)
Source: RefSeq, a predicted model, not a curated record
AUGCCCAAACACACUAAUCCCAUCCUAGGUGAGGAGAACUUUCACAUCAUGGACAUGGAAGGCCUUUCUUAUCUGCGCAGGUUUGUUCACAUGCGAGUGGUCAGAGGCUGGGACUGGUCAACACGCAGAAGGCGCAGUCAGUGCGAUAGAUGUGACAUAGAUACACAUGCAUACAUAUGGAGACACUCACAGCUGGCAGUAGAUGAGAAGCCAUUGUUUCAGGAAGAUGAGGAAACCAGCGUCUUCCUGCUUUUAUUCUUACUCUGUUCCUGUGUGUGUGUGUUUCCAGACGACACAGUGAGGUCAGAGAGCAGCUCGACAUCAGACUCAACAGGACACGACAAUGAUGACGGUGUGUCUCAGUGUCGCCCCCUGCUGGUUUCUUCUGGGUCUCCGGUGGAGGUUUUCUAUCAGAACAGAACCAGGAGGAACUCCGUGCACAGAACUGAGCAUCUGGACAGCCAGAAGCCCCUCCCACUGCCUCCCUCACAACCUCCUCCCCCUCCCCCUCGCUCUCAGGACUCCUCUUCCUCUGGCCCGUCUGACCCUGGAGCAGGAGGGGAGGUAGGACUCAAGGCUAAUGCAGCUCGCCGUAGUAACAGCUCUGAUGGCCUCCUGGACCGCAUCACCCCUCCUGAGGAUGAUGUUGGGGUGCAGCAGGGGGGAUUGUGGGUAAACGGGCUGCCGGGGUCCAGAGGAACAAGCACAGCCGGCGCGUAUUGGAACUCGGAGACGCUGACAGACGGACGGUCGAGGGCAAAUAAUGGAGUCAGCGAUGGGAGAGGAAAAGGGGGAGGUGCAGGGCGAGGAAGGGGAGGAGGAAGGGGAGACAGAGGAGGAAGAGGAGCGGGGUACAGCGAUGUCCUGCUGGACUAUGUUUGGGGAAAACAGCAGCAGCUGCAGAGACAGCAUUCUCAGCCCCACAGACAGCCAAUCACAUCGCAGCAGCAGGUAGUCUACAAUGGCUACUCCCAGCAGCCAUCAGGAGCCCCGCCCACCUACCGCGGCCCCCAAGGCGACCAGCGGCGGGUCACGGUAACCCGAACCAAAUCGUGCGGUCCGUUCCUCCCGGUGCAGCAGAGCCAGACUGAUACCCACAAUCCCCCUCUGGUCGCCAUUCAGCCCGACCCCCACCCCCACCUGCUGCCGCCCCGACCCCCUCAGCUGCCCCCCAACCAGGACUCCCAACUGGAGGAGGCCACCAGGAGCCUCCACAAGGCCCUCGCCCUGGAAGGUCUGAGGGACUGGUACCUAAGGAACACCUUAGGCUCCUCCCACCAGAACCAGGCCAAUGGAAAGGUGACCGCAGGGACCAACGGCAGUAAGAUGAAUGGAGGGGUCAAAGGUCAGGCGGGAGGAGGCGGGGCUCUGCAGCGGAGACGGACGACACACGGUGUCAUUCAGCAAUCGGCCUAUCAGACGGAGACGAAUCAUCAUCAUCACGCUGCGCCGCAUCACAAACACACGCUGCCGCAUUCAGCCACGUUCCACGGACACCCGCUGCACGGCAGGUCUGUGGAUGGCUCGCUCUACCACGACUCGUUUCCUGCUCAUAAACAGGAAGUCCCUCUCAGAGAUCCGCCGAUGGACCAACCGUCUCCUGGGACUCUGGUCUGACUCAGCAACCAAUCACGAUGCUGAGAGGCAGGCAAAGGGACUAAUUCCAGGCUGGCUUCCUGGGAUGAGCAGUAUGAAGGAAUGCGUGUCCAGGUGUCUGAAUCAAACACACCUUGGUACUGAUGAAUGGAAGUUCCUGAUCGUACAGGAUGGAAAACCCCGCCCGCCUCGUCCUCGUCUGCCCUCAGGGUCGAGCUUCUGUUUGUAAAAAUGAACCAAACCCCAGACCAGGUCCAAGGAGGGAGGAGGUCCAACCCUCCUCCCUCCUUGGACCUGCUCCUCGCUGCUCGGGUCACUGCUGCUCUGCUCGGUGAACUUCUUCUAUCAGGGAUGGACUUUAAGUCAACAGCUGCUUUUCCACCAAACUCUCCAGAAACAUCAGUUCUACUAGGAACUAAUGACAGGAAAAAGUUCCUGCAGCAAUCUGUGUUGCAAAGAAGAAGAUUGAGCGAUUUCCUCUGACAGUUGUCCCCUGCAGGCAUUAAAGUCUGGAUUCAGAAAGUAAUCUGUCUCGUUCUGCUUCGCCCUGAUUACUGCCACCAAAAGUGUCAUCUGCUGUGGAAGAUGCUACAUUUCUGGACUAAUUAGUGAUGUUCACAUGCACGACCUGCCCUGAGAUUUCUCAAACUAUCCUAACGGCUACUUCACACUGAGGGAUUUUAGUUUCUAACAUGUAAGCGACGUAAAUGGUCGUGGCCAAAUCUUUGGUUCUCUUCGCUCAAUGGAGUCGCAGUUCUCAGAGAAAUGAACUCAGCCCGAUGAUCAGUGGCCAAAAGCAGCCGUAACUGUUCAGAAAGGAAGGUCCGGGUUCCUACGGUGGCAUCAGACUGAUGCUGAAACACCAGCCACAUGCUGUACGCGUCUUUUCCAAAUACAUUUUAAGAUUUAUUGUUAAAAGCUGCAGAUGGACGAGCCGAAGACGAUUCUCUGCUUUUGUGGAAGUCGUUAUUUCUCAGGCGUUCAGAUUGAAGAUGGAGAUACGGCGUCUCUCACAGGUUCCUGUUUCUGGGAUAGCUAGAACAAAGACUUCUGGAGUCCUUUCAGAGAUGCAGCCAUUUUCUGAAAGGUUUUAGAUUAAAGCAGAAACUGAACAAGGUGUCCGUGGCUCUGUUUCUACACCCUUCAGACUGUGCUUAGACAAUCAGACUCUCAAAACACCAACGAGGAGGACGUACCUCCUCUGAAGACAGAUGACAUCACCAGCUACCUGCAGCCAACCAGCAAAGCGCAAAAAGAACUUUUUGGUGACUUGAUCAGGUGACCUGUCGAUCCCUCAGGUGAGUCCAGGCAGGGAGCGUCGCGGUGAGGUUCUCCCGGUUUGGACUCAACAUCUCUGCACUAAAACUCGAGCACAGAGUUUACUGACACCAGCUGAACUGUCGCUGCGGCUGUUUGUGGCUUUAAGCAGCUGCAGAGCCCUCGAGUAGAAACCAAACGUGAACAGAAUAAAUCCUCUGAAGUAAACGGAGCUUCCCACCUCACUGCUGCAGAGGGACUCACAGAAGCUGACGUACUCACGAGCCUUUCCUCCGAAAAGGGAAAUAUUUUCUGUACGCGUUAUCUGACAACUUUAGAUACUUGGAAACGAGGAUGCUUGCAAACGGGACACUUUAAAAGCCGAUACAAACUGCUGAAAGGUUCAUUUGGUUUCUGAACACUCGACUUUUUAACCGAGUCGAAGGAUUUGAAAUGUGAAUAUCUGACACUUUGCAUUUUAGUAAUUCACUUCUAAUCAUUUUAAGGUUUGGAUAGUUUGUUGGUUUCCACUGCAGGAACACCGGAGAGGUUUUAUGGUUAAGUUUUUACAUUUAGCAGCACUUUGCAGUGAGAAAUUACAAACGCAGAAAGUUUCUUUUUAUUUUAACCCCUGGCAGCUGUUUCUUAUCAAAGAGCCAGUUUCACACAUGCAACUCACACAGCUUUACUAUGACUUCAGCGCAUGUUCAGCUCAGUCAGAUCACAGAUAAACCAGUAUUUAAUUCCCGAGUGCAAAGUCGACGCUUUAGCCGAUGCAUGAAUUCUGGUGCAUCGUGGCCUCCGAGCUGCCCAUUCCAGGCAGUUUAACCCCAGAGAGUAAUUUACAUCAUCCUGCUUUGUCCCCAAAUGUGACAAAGGAAACUUAAACUCUUGUAGUCUGAACCUAGAAUUUGAACGACUAGCACAUAUUUUGUCAGAACCACACCUGGAAGACUCCUUUCAGGGCAAAACAAAGGCACAUGGUCGGUAAACGCGUCCUUUAGGGAAUGUGCUUGAGAUGGCCCACAAUGAGUGGGGCUCUAUGGCGCUCUUCCACAGGUCACUGAUUCGGUUUAGAGGAUCCUUUUUAGAAAUGUUAAAGGUGAAGUCUUCAGUUUAUCAUUAGACAUCAGUAGAACACCAAGACAUCACAAGAAUCCCCUCAAAAUGUUCAACUACUGUUCCUAUAAAAAGCAAAAGACACUAAUUAAGUUUGGCUGCCAUCCCCUUUGGUGAAGGCUUCUCUCAUUUGUUUCCAAUACUCUUUUCUAUGGAGCUGAAACUUUGGAUUGUGGUAAAAUAUCUUUUUUUAGUUAUUAGGUGUUCGGCAGCCUCCUGAGAUGAGUCGCCUUCAUGCACCACAAACAGCUGCUUCUAGAUUUUCAUAAGGUCUUAACAGACCAGUUGGCACACAUUAGCAGAGUGACAGCUGAGAAAGUUGUUUGCAUUUGUGAAAAUUACAGAAGAAGAGUUAAUAAAUAUUUAAGCAAUUUGGCUCCGGGGACUCCCAUUCAUUGAGGGUUUUGCAUUAACAGGAAGUGUAAAGGCUCUUUGUUGAAUGAGGCACCAAUUCAAGGAAAAUACCCCACAGCUACCCGUAGUUCCUGCACUGGAAACCCCUCCCCAGUUUUUGUUGUUCAUGUUUUUUUAAACAGUAAAUCCAGAUUAUGAUCAGCAGAUGAAUCCAUAAUGAAACAGGCAUCAGCUGCGACACAGUUUAUUCUCGCAGAAAGACGAAAAUAGUCACAUCUAAGGGAACCAGGAGUUGUUUGAUCAGACACUCGAUUGAUUAAGAGUGAUCGCUUUGGAGGUUUCUGUAUUUGUGGUUUAAAUGAGAUCCAGAUGUGGAGAAACAGCAUCAGCAGCUGGAAAGCUGCAAGAACCACUCAGACCUUCUGCCCCAUUCGGAGCCCUCAGUGAAGCCAUUGUCCUGCUGAGCUGACCGGGACUCCAAGUCCAGGACGACUGAAGCAAUAAGAGGAGCUGUUCCAAGUUUCCCUUUGCAAAUUUUAUCGCUCUUUCAGGAAAAAAACAAAAAAAGCAUUUGCAGCGACAAUCAGGAAAUGUCACAGUCGUCACAGUAGUGACUGUUUAAUCGAUGAAUUUGAAUUUAUUCUGUUUUUUUCUUUUGUUUUUUUGGUACUCUGCUCCAGAAAAAAGAUUUUAUAAAAAUGCCCGUGAAUGAAAUGCAGCUUUUUCAGCGCUGUGAAGUCAGUGUUAUUAAUCCAUAAGUUAUUGAUCAGGAUCUGUGUCCACACGUUCCUACUGUCUGUAUUUAUUGAUUGUCUUUCAGCGUGCGGUUGUCUUCAUAAGCUGCAGCUUUGCCUGACCCUGUCCCAGCUUUGUAUUUUUAAAUUCAGCUUCACUGAAACCGGCCUGACCUCCAGCUUCCCCCACAAUGAAGCCGCGGUCACAUGACCCAAUAUGACGACAAACUCAGACCAAGUCGGUAGAUCAGACUGAGACUUGAGAGGUUACGAUACAUCAAAGAAAGUUUCUCAGGUCACAGAUUCACUUUAGAAGAAGAUUUUAAGACAUUUUAAAGGUGAAAACAUCAGAUUUGUGUUCUAUCACAAAAGCAAAAAUCAUAUCUGAUUUAAGUUUGGCUGUCGUCCCCGUUAAUGUAGGCUUCUCCCAUUUAGCACUAUCCUGUUUCCAGCGCUCUUCUGUUGAUUUCAGUGUGGAUCUCAAACUUGCUCAGAGAGCAAACGUCAACUUUAAUUUUGAGGAUCGAGAGAGCUGGAUCUCCAGUUUUCACACAUGACCUGUAGCCCAGAACUGUUCCAGGACUUACCCAAAUACAUAAAGUGGUCUUUAAUCUGCUCCAGCUCUUGGAUGUCUGGUGUCAUGUAGGAGAGCCAUCUUUGAGACAGUCCAGAGUGAUUUGGUGCCUUAUGAAGCUGAAGCUUCAGGCUAUUUUCUAACACUGUUUAAUCAGACAUGAAUGAGUAUUUAACCUGCCAGCUGCUUAGGAAAAGUCAUCGAUAAUGGGUUGUGGGUAUGGCUGAAUAGACCAACUAACAGUAGGGUGCAUUCACCACGAGACUAAAUCUAUUUCCAGCAGUGUAAGAAGUUUAAAGUCCAAAUAGUGUCUUUACUGGAAGAGCCCACAGCGUUAGGAGGAUGAGCUACGCCUGGUUUUCUUUAAAAACUAACAGGCCUGCCCAUAUUCUCUCCAGUCUCCAAGGAUCAUAUUUUAUCAAGCGUUGUUGAGGGAGAACAUUCAAUGGAAACCAAAUGAAUUUAAGGAAUUCAGCAGCAGGUGAUUCGGGAGAGACUGGGAAUGUUGUAUUGACCUGGGAGUGGGUAAUGGCCAAAUCCAAAUCAGGGCCAUUUGUUUGCAUCUUUUAGGCACGUUUGCAAAACGUUUCAGUCAUAUUUUGCGUAAGCAUCGCCGACCUCCAGAGAUCCAGGCAGGGUGUUGGAUAGUUUUAUUUUUCUGUCUGGUCAUGUGACCCUCCGGCUUCAGAAAGUCUCAGCAUGCCCCUCUCCUCACUCCACGCUCACACCAAAGCAGAAACAUGUGAAGAUACGAUGUAAAUACAGGACGCGUGUUCACGACUGUUCGAGCUGCCGUACUGCUCUACCUGUACAUAAUACUGCAGCGCCACUAAACAUACUGCAUUACUGCAGUACCAGGAUAUAAUGGUGUGGUACCAGUCUGAAUAUUUGUCACAUUCUGUACUCUCCAGUACCAGUAUUAGCUUGAGUGCAGUGCUGUACUCCUGCUGUAGUACUGGUAAUGUGCAGUGCUAGUAUUCAGGGACCAGGACUGCAGACGUGCUGAUGUCCAGGUUCAGUGGAGCCUCUCUCAACCAAACCCUGUACAGUAUUUUGAUGAUUUAACAUUUCUUUCUUUCUGUGUCUCAGUAUGAGAGAAAAUUUCCUCCAGCUGAGUUAAGUACUUGGAUUUUUAGGUUAAAGCUCUGUUUCCUGUACUGCUGAAGUUGUACUAGUCUCCAGUACAGCUCUUUGCUCUGGGGCCUCCUGCUGCCAUUCUGCGUCCCAGUUCAGGUCCAGGACCAGCUGUAGUACCACUGUGUGGACUGUGGCUCUGCUACGAUGCAUUCAGGUGCACUGUGUACAGUCUGUUUUUUCUGCUGUACAGUAACUCUGUUUAAAAAAAGGUUUUCUAUUGGUCGUUUGUACUUUUUCCACUCUGAACUCUUUCUGAUGUUUCAUGAUGGAAAUGAAGCUUGGUGUAAAUAAAGCCUGAGGCUGUCAGCAGGUGCUUUUUAAAUAAAGAUUUCUCUUCCUUUA